GCAGCAGCAGCAGGGCGGCGGCGGAUCGGCCAUGCGGUGGCCCCGCGGCCCCCGCGGCGCCUGGCGGCUGCUGCCCCGGCGCUCGCUGCUGGCCGUGCUCUUCCUCUUCUCGCUCUCCUCCUCCUUCCUAUACUUCAUCUAUGUGGCGCCGGGCAUCGUGAACACCUACCUCUUCAUGAUGCAAGCCCAAGGCAUCAUGAUCCGUGAGAACAUGCGAACAAUAGGAGCUCAGGUGUACGAGCAGGUGGUCCGCAGUGCCUAUGCCAAGAGGAACAGCAGCGUGAAUGACUCAGAUUAUCCUCUUGAUCUGAACCACAAUGACACCUUUCUGCAAGCCACAACGUUUCUUCCUGAAGACUUUACCUACUUCCCCAACCACACCUGUCCUGAGAGGCUCCCUUCUAUGAAGGGCCCCGUCGAUGUAAAUAUGAGCGAGAUCACGAUGGAGGACAUCCACCAGUUCUUCUCAAGAGACUCUUCAAUUAAACUGGGAGGCCACUGGAAGCCGAGCGACUGCCUGCCUCGCUGGAAGGUGGCCAUCCUGAUCCCCUUCCGCAACAGAUACGAGCAUCUUCCCGUCCUCUUCAGACACCUCAUUCCCAUGCUGCAGAGGCAACGUUUACAGUUCGCCUUUUACGUGGUAGAACAAGCUGGAAACCAACCCUUCAACCGUGCCAUGCUCUUCAAUGUUGGCUUUCGGGAAGCAAUGAAGGACUUGGACUGGGACUGUCUCAUCUUCCACGAUGUGGACCACAUACCAGAAAAUGACCGUAACUAUUAUGGGUGUGGACAGAUGCCAAGGCACUUUGCAGCCAAGCUGGAUAAGUACAUGUAUCUGCUUCCAUACAACGAGUUCUUUGGUGGGGUGAGUGGCCUGACUGUCGAGCAGUUUCAGAAGAUCAACGGUUUCCCUAAUGCCUUCUGGGGCUGGGGUGGUGAAGACGAUGACCUCUGGAACAGGGUGCAGUAUGCAGGCUACUCAGUGACUCGACCAGAAGGAGACACAGGGAAAUACAAAUCAAUUCCCCACCAUCAUCGGGGAGAAGUGCAGUUCCUAGGAAGGUACGCCUUGCUGAGGAAGUCAAAAGAAAGGCAAGCCCUGGACGGCCUCAAUAACUUGAACUACUUUCCAAACGUCACGUAUGACGCCUUGUAUAAGAACAUCACUGUUAACCUGACACCAGAGCUGGCUCUGGUGACCGAAUAUUAAGAGGAGAAAAUAACUUUGCUCUGCCCUUCACCAUGAAAGCACCACACUAGACUUUCUUUUUCCAAGGGUUAUUGGGACAAGCGACACUUUGUCUAAUGAAGGAUCACAGUAUUUUGGAGAAUAAGGCUGAAAGUGCACGCACAAAUUGCCCCAGCUGUACCAAUCCAGCCCGAUGCUCGUGCAGCGCUCUCAACAGUCUCUUUCUUUUCUUUGCCACUUGCUUUCUGGGUUUCAGGGCAACAGAUCAGCCUGCUGCUCUCAUCUCCACAUCCUUCCUCCAGCAAUCUCCAGCACCGGGACUCACCUCAGACCCGCUUGCUCCUUCAGGAGGUGGCUCAGCUGAGGGACUCUGGCUUCUGGAUGGCAAACAUCAGGAGCAGUUCAGCCAGCCACUCUCCUGGGGGGGACAUCAAACGACUUCUGAUCCCGUUCUUCUACAUCUCUGCAGUUUUUUAAAUUACCUGCUUGAAGUAUAUACAACAGAAUCGCUUCUUAAAGAAGUGUAAGUGUAAAUAUGCUGUGUAAAUCGCCCCUUUUUAUUUUUCUCCUAUGGCUCAAAUCCAAGCUAGAGGUUUACAUACGGUCACUCAUUUUAGUCCUGAAUUCUGUGAACACUUGUGUGUGCACCACUGUACUUGUGCAAGGUGUUCCCUUUUAAGCCAGUGGGACUGCUUGCGUGAUUUAAGCUGUGCAUAUUCAGAAAUGUUUGUGGGACAGGGCCCUGGACUUUCCAGGGUGGUGGUUGAGAAUUGCAGCCGUGUCAUUGCUUAUUCCAGAAAUCAUGCAGCUGGCUUUUUCUAGGGUGAGUGAGGAAACAGGGAUGUUUGUAGGAAAAACUCCCCUUUCUGUCACUUUCACGACAUGAGGUGCAAAUGAGUCCAAAAGCUAUACUGGCUAAAAUGACUCACCUGUUGCUGUAUAUCCCAGUGAUGGCAAGUGCAAGCUUGCUAGGUUGCUCAAGAGCUCUCAUCCAUGCUGCUGUGGGAUGGGGCAGCUGGCACUUGGCAGCACUUGCACAAGCACAGCUGGUGGGGCAGGUGGGUUAACGAGUGGGAGAAAUGAGGGACGUGUGAAUCAAGCUCAUGAAAACAUGAGGACCAGGCACCUGAGAGCUUGGUUUGAUGCCCCAUCCGACCUGGACUGUCCCUGCUCCCUUCUCCUGUCUGCCAUCCCCUCCUUCCCACGGCUGCUGUGGGCAGGCUGGGCUCUGGGCUCCCCCCUGCUGGCACUCGAUCCAGCCCUCGCAGCACCCACACCCGCACGUGUGCUGGACCUCUCUGACUUAAAAGUAAAUACGUUGGGGGUUGCUUUAAAAUUUCUAUUUAUACAUAACAACGGUAGGUACUUAACCCCCAAAGUACUCCAAUUUUCUUCUUAUUGUGUUGUUUGCCUUCGGUUUCCUUAAGUUCUCAUGGUUUACAUUGUUUCCUCAGUUCCAUGGAGGUAUGAUCCCCAGACGCAUCUGUUGUGGGUGUGACUGCCCAGGGCAUUCCUAACCUGUAUCCAGAAAAUGUUAGUUUAGGAAACACGAGUUCUUGUUGUGUAGAUCUUAUCAGCUGGUAUGAGAGGACAGCGAGCCUGCCCUUGAAAAGCGCUGAUAAGUUUGUACCUUAGGUUUAAAGUCUUUGAACUUACACAGGGAUCCAACCUGGUUAUUUAUAGGCAGAGGUGAGGAUUUGCUUUUGAUGGUGCAUACAGCAAUAAAGACUUCUUGCUUCUGAAUCUCCAUCUCUAAUUCACAUGGACCCUUUUCAGAUGCUGAACCCUCGUCGCCCUGCCCCUCUUUUCUUUCAUCUUGAGACCUUGCUAGAAAUCUGUAUUUGUUUAAUGGUGCUUCAAACAAGGAAUGUAUUUCAACUAGUCCCAAGUUCACCACCCCAGGAAUCAUGCAUGUGUGUGUGAGUAGGUGUUAAACUACCCUAGUCAGGCUUCUCUGCCUUCGAUAUGUCCCUGACACCCAUUGCACCUUGUGUGGAACAAAGAGCCGUUACCUCUGCUCAAAAAUGCACUCUAUGGUUGGCACAAAAGGGUCCAUCACCCCCCCACCCCAGCAGCAUCCAUCUUCACAGUUCCUUUGUUCUAAUCACGUUGAAUUUUAUUAAUUUUUUUUUUCCCCUUUUAAAAAUGUGGAAUAUCUGAAAAUGUGCACUGUUAAUCUUUAUCAGCUAUGUCAAAUACUGUAUAGUAAAUGUAACUGUUAAAAACAUACUGUCAAGCGCAUGUGCUGUUAUGGUGUAAACACUCGUAUUAAGGAGAACUUGUACAUAUUCUGGCAGCUGAAACUCAACCAGGCCACUCGUUUGCCCCUUCCAUGUCAACGCCGUUGGUCAGCUCCACCACAGGGCAGGUCCUGUUCAAUGCUGAUUUAUUGUUGGGUUAGUUGUUUGUUUUGUUAUUUUUUUUUUAAUGAGCCAUGUGGGUUUUAUUUGCAAGACUAUUUAUUGACAGUUGUUUCUCCGUAAAGCUCUGCUCCUCUAAGGGAGGUACCGUCUGGGCAACGUGCUUCAGGUCGCUCACCAUCAGAAGUGGCUUUAAACUCUUAAAGUAGCUUUCCAUCAUCAUGGCUUUUGAGCUUACUGUUAUGUUUUUAAGAGGUGCCAGGGGGACGUUUUUGCACUGAAGACUAGUGUUUUAAAACACACACACACUUCUCAGCAAAGCAAUCCUUUGUGUCAUUACAUUUAUUUACCCAUGUGUUUGUACAUUUUUGUAUUUGUUAAUUUAUGAAUGAUUUUUUCAGUAAAAAAUACAUAUUCAAGAACAAA
Apus apus (common swift) is the source of this 3975-nucleotide messenger RNA. RefSeq names its product beta-1,4-galactosyltransferase 5 (gene B4GALT5). Gene Ontology annotation, biological process: glycoprotein biosynthetic process; carbohydrate metabolic process. The record is from RefSeq and is a predicted model, not a curated record. The transcript is spliced from 9 exons. Gene Ontology annotation, molecular function: UDP-galactose:glucosylceramide beta-1,4-galactosyltransferase activity. Lineage: Eukaryota; Metazoa; Chordata; Aves; Apodiformes; Apodidae. Bases 32 to 1210 code for a protein of 392 amino acids.